GUGGGGUUUAUCUUCUAAUUUCCAGAAGGUGAUAAAUAUUACGAACCCGAAUUUUGGCAUACAUUAUCUUCGCAAGCAAAGUCAACAUAUCACCUCGAUCGAGAAUGGCUGACGGAGAUCAUACUGAGGAGCUAAGUCUGCCCAUUAAGCUUCGUGACUCUUCCACUUCUUUGAUUGUACCUGAUAAUCGACAGUUGGAGCCUGCCAGAGAGAUAGGAUACCAAGGGAAACCAGAGAGUGUGGAAGACCCUAACUUGAUUAGUUGGGAUGGCCCAGAUGAUGCAGCCAACCCGAUGAAUUGGAAAAGAUCUUUCAAAUGGCUGAUCACUAUGUCGCUCGGGUCUGUGACGUUUUGCGUCGCUAUCUCGAGCAGCAUCUUUAGCACUGGCACGAAAGAAGUGGCCGAGCUGUACCAUGUGUCGGUUGAGGUGGCUGUACUUGGUACGGCUCUCUUUAUUCUGUUGUGGGGAUUUUGUUUCGGUCCAUUACUAUGGGGUCCAAUUUCGGAGGCGUUAGGUCGGAAAAAACCUCUUUUCUUGGGACUUUUUGCAUUCUGCAUUUUUCAGAUUCCCGUUGCUGUCGCCCAAAAUCUUUACACGAUCCUCAUAUGCCGGUUCAUGGCUGGCUUUGCUUCAUCAUCGGCGCUUACAGUCGUUGGAGGAAUUCUUGGGGACAUCUGGGAUCCGGUAACCAGAGGAGUAGCAGUCUGCGUUUUUGCUGGUGCAGCUUUUAUAGGUCCUGUUGUGGGACCAAUUAUGGGUGGCUUCAUCACUAUGAGUUACAUCGGCUGGCGUUGGAACGCUUAUAUCACUCUCAUCAUCAGCCUUUUCCUUUGUGUCACUGGUUUCUUUAUAAUUCCAGAGACUUUUGGACCGGUAAUUCUCCAGGCCAAGGCACAUAAAAUUCGGUUGGAGACAAGAAACUGGGCCAUUCACUCUGCUUUCGACGCACAAGAGAUCAACAUGAAAUCAAUCAUACAGGUGUACUUGACGCGGCCGUACAUUAUGCUCACUCGAGAGCCGGUCUUACUGCUCCUCACAAUAUAUAUGAGUCUGAUUUACGGCAUCCUUUACUUAUUCUUCGAGGGGUAUCCUAUAUCGUUUCAACAACAUCGAGGAUGGAAUGCUCGCGUUGGCGCACUGCCAUUUAUCGGUCUCCUUGUCGGCAUCAUGAUCGGCGCAGGUGUUGUGAUCUAUUUAACCAAGACUCGAUUUGCACUGUCGAUUAAGACACACGGUCGAGUGAUUCCAGAGGAACGCUUACCUCCGAUGAUUCUUGGUGCUGCCGUCUUACCUGCGGGCUUGUUUUGGUUUGCUUGGACUUCGUCUCCGAACAUUACUUGGGUACCGCAGGUGCUAUCAGGGAUCCCUAUCGGCAUGGGUAUCUUCAUGAUAUUCCUUCAGGGAAUGAAUUAUAUCAUUGAUGUCUAUAUGCAAAAUGCGAACUCAGCGAUGGCUGCCAACGUUAUGCUACGCUCCAUCAGUGGAGCGGCGUUUCCUUUGUUCACUCAAGCCAUGUACGAUCGACUCGGUGUUAGUUGGGCGACCACUUUACUAGCUUUGCUAUGUGUCGCAAUGUUUCCGAUUCCUGUUCUUUUCUAUUAUUACGGACCGAGGCUUAGGAAGAUGUCUUCAUUCAGCCCAACAGAGUAAUACAAGGAAUGACAUGACCAAGGUCGCACUGGGGAACGGCUAUUUUUUUGAAGUCAAGCCACGCUUCUCCUGACGCAUGAAAGGAAGCAUCUCUAUCUGAUUUUUUGGGAGUGAAAAUGGGGAGCUUUGUGCUUGAUUGACAUUACAGAGACAGUCCCUGUCUUCCGAAUUUGGCGAUAGGUACAUGUCCUUACUCGGGAGAUGAAGAAUGUAU
Messenger RNA from Mollisia scopiformis, 1866 nucleotides. Its product is annotated as putative MFS multidrug transporter. Gene Ontology annotation, molecular function: transmembrane transporter activity. The transcript is spliced from 4 exons. The record is from RefSeq and is a predicted model, not a curated record. Lineage: Eukaryota; Fungi; Ascomycota; Leotiomycetes; Helotiales; Mollisiaceae. The coding region runs from base 105 to 1652 and encodes 515 amino acids. Gene Ontology annotation, biological process: transmembrane transport.